Molecule: messenger RNA, 1030 nt
Organism: Oryzias latipes (Japanese medaka)
Lineage: Eukaryota; Metazoa; Chordata; Actinopteri; Beloniformes; Adrianichthyidae
Source: RefSeq, a predicted model, not a curated record
GUUUGUCUUAAGCUACACAACCUAAAUUUGCUGUUUUCAAACAUUCCUUUGUGGCUUCUCUGUCUAUGAUUAAAAAAAAAAAAAACACGUUGUCACUGUCAUGGCUAGUAGGCGUAGCGACUCAGGUACUGGAACCCGGAAGGAGACUCGGCAGGCAGUGAGGUGAGUAAUAAUGACGUUUCAUAAGAUAGUCAGGAUAUUGUUGAGUUCCAGAAUCUUUCCAGGUAGCCCAAGGUGUGGUUGAAGGGUCUUGCUGGCAGCAACCGCGUGAUCCGAGAUGGAGCCAGAGAUCGUCAGGGUGAGACGGCGAGAGAUGAACCGUAACCGGAUUCUGACAUUUGAAACCAAGAACCCAGUAGAACUUGCAGAGCGCCUUCGUGCAGUCUGCGGGAAUCAGAGCAACGCAUAUGCCCGUCUGCUGGAGUACCGCCUCAAUGCUCUGUGUGGCCUGUGGGGGGCGCAAUGGCAGCUGGCUUUGGAGGAGCAGCAGAAACGGGAGGGAACCGGAAGGGCUGACGAGGAGACCUUAGCCUUGCUCAAAAGACAAGGUCUGCUCCAGCAACCCGAACAGGCUCCCUUCACUUCCCGCGUUGGCCUGCUGUUAGUCUUCCCCCUUCUUCAGUCCCAAACUCGCAGCGACCCGGCGCUCUGCGGGGUCACGGCUGAAGUCCUCCUGUCCUGCCUGCGGGAUUGCCAGCCUCUCAGCCUCAGCAAAGAACCCUCCGACUGUCUCAAUGGGCUGGAGGGACUCCUGUGCUCCUGGCUGGAAGAUGGCGCUCAGGAGUCAGGCCAGCCUCACGGGCAGGGACGUUCACAGGCUCUCCACACACAGAGGCAGAGGGAAAAUGCUGCUGCUGCUCUAGUGGCUCUUGCAUGUGCCAGGUUGACAUUCUAUUCAAAGUUUCUUAGUUUUUUUUCUCUAGUAUGUAUUUCUUCUUUUUUACAGAACAAAUUCAUCCUUCUUAAAAGACCUACGCCGAUCAUUUUUUUAAUCUAUUGUAAAAGUUUCCCAGUGGUCUUUUAAUCAUGA